CAACCUUGACUCUUCUUUAAGACCACAGAGUUAUAAGUUCCAAAAUAUCCCCCAAAAUCAACGCUGAUUAAUUCUAGAAAUCUAGGGUUUUUCAAAUCUCCGAUCACAUACCCAAAACCCUAACUUCUGUAGGAAUCGGAACUGCUUCUUGAUUCGGGGUUGAGUAUUUUCUGUCGGUUGGAAGUGAUGGCGGAGGAGGAAAUUGAGUACGAGAGCGAUCCGGAGGAGGCAAAGCUGUCGCUGAAGAUGCGGAGGAGGGAAGCGAGCGAUGAUGAACAGGAUGGUGAGGGAGGGGGGAAUAGUCGUGAGAAGCCGCCACGGAGGAUUGAUGAGUCGGAUGGGGAAUCUGAAGGCGCUGCGGCGGAGUAUGAGGAUGAAUUGGAGGAAGAAGAGGAGUAUGAUUUGGAUGAGGAGUAUGUGGAGGAGGAAGAGGUGGAGUAUGAAGAAAGUGGUGGUGUGAGAGGUGGGGUUGAUGUGGAGGUGGUGGCAGUGGAAAGAGUUGAGGGUGAGAAUGAAGGAGCUGUCACGGGGGAGUUGAUGGAGGAGGAGGAGAAGAAGGAAGUGAAUGAUGAAGCAAAUAAGAUUGGUGAUGAAAAUAAUAAUGUUCUUGAUGGUCAGCAUGAGGAGGAGGAGAGAAAGGAGAUGGAGCCCUUUGCUGUGCCGACUGCAGGGGCGUUUUACAUGCAUGAUGACAGAUUUCGGGACAAUGCUGGUGGGCGACAUAGGCGAACACUUGGAGGAAGAAAGCUGUGGGAAUCUAAAGAUGAUAGGAAAUGGGGGCAUGAUAAGUUUGAGGAGCUGACCAUGCAGGAAAGACAUCAUGAAGAGCCUAGAAGGGGUUCCAGGGGUCGUUAUAGAGGUCGUGGUAGAAAUAGAGCCGCAGACCGUGGAUAUGCACAAGGAAACAGGGCCAGAGAAUACACUAAUAAUAGCACUCAGAAUAAUAACAAUCAGAGCAAUGCUCCUAAGGGUGUCAGGGGACGAGGACCUCGAAGGUAUCAGCCAUCAUAUAAGAACAACAAUGAGGCGCCUAUUACACAAAACAAACAAUCUGGGAAAUUAGGUGAGAAACAUCCUCAUGUUAGCUCUGGAAGAACUAGUGAACCUGUGUCUAACACAGAGCCGCCUAGAAAACAGGUUGCCUCCAAUUUGAGCAUCACUUCUCCUCCAUUUUAUCCCACUGGUUCUUCCACCAAAGAGAAUUCCGUGCCACUUAAAAGAGAUGCCCAAGCUGGCAUAAUCAGUAGAAAUGGUCAGCAACCAGUAGUGGAUGAGAGUUUUAAUACGGCACGAUCAGCUGCAACUAUGCGGGGAAAGAAUGUAGCAGAUUCCAUUGGUGUGGAUAAGCUUUACAUUGAUGAUGCACCCUCUGCUAUGGACGGGAAGACUUCAAACACUAUGCCGAUGUCAUCAUCUAACUCCUCAUCUAUAAAUCCUACCCAACCUCAGUUGAGGGGUCAAGGAAGAGGACCAGCUUCCUUGACACAAAUGGCCUACCAACCAGCUGUCUCUAAUAAUCAGGUUAACAGGGUUUCUCCACCAAGUCAGCUACAAAAUGUUCAGAGGAAUCCUGGUCAAAGUCGUGCGCAAUCUUCUGUUCCGCAGUUCACGCAGCGUUUUCCAAGUGGAGCACAAGCUUCUUCUCCACCAAAAGCUGCUGGGGCAAUGAAUGCAUUUGAAUCUGGGGAGCUGGAAUCUACUUCAGAGUCGAGUCAAACAAAGACUGCAUUAGUUGCUAAAGGAAAAGGGAACAUGCAAGGCGGUGGAAAAGGCUCCUUCCUGUAUGGUGGAGCACAGGUUAUGGGGGCCUCUAGCAGUAUGGCCAGUGGUCAAAGCGAUCAAAACUUCCCUGCUUUCUUGCCAGUAAUGCAAUUUGGAGGCCAGCAUCCUGGGGGAAUUGGAGUCCCUGCUGUUGGCAUGGCUUUCCCUGGAUAUGUUGCUCAACCACAACUUGGUCUAGGGAGUUCUGAAAUGACUUGGCUACCAGUUUUAGCUGGUGCUGCUGGAGCACUGGGCGCAACGUAUUGUCCUCCAUAUAUAACUGUUGAUGGUUCAUACAAUGCUCGGCCAUCUGGACAGACAUCUGCUGUAUCAGCUGCUUCAAGCAAAGAAAAUAAUACAGCAAAAGUUGGUAAUGAUUGGAAACCUGCGCAGAGGCCUGAGCUGGCAAACGAUGAUUUUGGGCAGAGGCAAAAGAACCCUCGCAGAUAUACGGAGAUGAAAUUCGACCAGUGAAGUUGUCAGAUUGGGGGAAUCCUUUGGAAUAAGCAGAUAAUGUCUAGAAUCUUUAGAGUCGAUGUCUCUUCCAUCAGUUGGGUGUAGCAGAGUUUCUUGGGUGUGGUUUUGGUGCAGGCCUUCUUCUAAGGCCCUUUGUGUUCUCCAGUUCUUGAUCUGGAGCACUUUGGGCAACUGAAUAUUCUGAGAUAACUUAGGUAUAUCUUAAAAACGCCUGAUCUUGCUGCUUAAUUUGAGGGAGCCACUGCAGCUUGACAGGUGGCAGUUCCUUGUUCUUUUAUGCUGUUAUUGUGCAUUAGUAUUUUCCUGAAGCUUGCAAGAAGAUUGUAGUGGGGCUUCUUCAAAAAACAUUGGAAUAACAAGUAUUGUUGUGCAGCUGUUGCUUGCUUUAUCGAACUAAGUUUCUCCUGUUCUUUGUAACGGUGGGUUAUUAUCAAUCUCAUCAAGGUUUGAGAACUUGCAGUUUCUCUGGGGCUUCUUGUUGAGUUGAACAUAAUUUUAACCUAUGGUCUUUGUGUUAAUAUAUUUGGGUUGAGAAUAAAAUUGCUACUUGUUGGUAUCGGACUAUAUUAA
This is a messenger RNA of Sesamum indicum (sesame), 2808 nucleotides long. Its product is annotated as protein MLN51 homolog. Gene Ontology annotation, biological process: mRNA processing. Gene Ontology annotation, molecular function: mRNA binding. NCBI's taxonomy places the organism in Eukaryota, Viridiplantae, Streptophyta, Magnoliopsida, Lamiales, Pedaliaceae. Gene Ontology annotation, cellular component: exon-exon junction complex. The record is from RefSeq and is a predicted model, not a curated record.